AACACAUGUCGGCCAACGAGUCGAGGCGAGGCGCGCGCCGCAUCCUCUCCUCUCCUCCGCCACACAAACUCCGCUCCGCUCCACCGCCGGCCAUGGCUUGAGCCGACCGACGAUUCCCCUUCCCCUCCUCGCGCCGACCGGCGACAGCCAAUGGCGGCACGCCCGCCGCCCAGCCCGGCCACCACCCCUCGCCGCCACCACCACCUCAGCCCGUCUGCCAGGCCCGGCCGCCGCAACCGCCAGCUCACCCGCUGCUUCCCCGAGCCGCUCCCCAACCCCCCACCAUCCCCGAACCCCCCGAACCCGCUCCUCUCCCUCCUGACCGCCGUGCCCGACUGGGCGGACGCCGUGUCGGAGCGGCGCAUCCGGGAGCCGCGGCCGCUGUACACGCACGAGCAGUGGCGGGAGCACCGCAGCUCGCUGCGCCACCUGCGGCACCUCCUCUCCUCGCUCUCCUCCCGUGUCAUCCUCUCCCUCGUGCCGCCGGUCUCCGCCUUCACCGCCUUCGCCGCCGCCGUCGCCACCUACAACACGCUCGCCCCGGACUACGCGCUCACGGCCUCCUCCCUGCCCUACCAGCUCACCGCCCCCGCGCUCGCGCUCCUCCUCGUCUUCCGCACCGAGGCCUCCUACGCGCGCUUCGACGAGGGCCGCAAGGCCUGGAUGCGCGUCCUCGCCGGCGCCACCGAGCUCGCCGGCAUGGUCAUGCAUUCCUGCGGCGCCGGUGAGCGCGGGGACAACGACACCGGCACCGGCGCGCUCGUCAACUACAUCCUCGCCUUCCCCGUCGCGCUCAAGUGUCAUAUAACCAGCAACUCCGACAUCAGAAAGGACCUUCAGGGCUUGCUCGCAGAGGACGACCUGAAUGUUAUCAUGAGCUCAAAACACCGGCCUCGUUGCAUCAUCGAGUUCAUUUCGCAGAGUCUCCAGAUGUUGGAUUUCGAGGAGCAUAAGCGGAGCAUCAUGGAGUCUAAACUGUCUUGUUUCCUUGAAGGAAUUUGUGUGUGCGAGCAGAUCAUCGGGAUUCCUGUUCCUCUGUCGUACACGAGGCUUACUUCGCGGUUUCUUGUCCUGUGGCAUCUUACACUUCCAAUCAUACUAUGGGCAGAAUGUAAAUGGAUCGUGGUUCCAGCUACUUUUGUCAGUGCUGCCUCCUUAUUCUGCAUCGAGGAAGUGGGUGUUCUCAUCGAGGAGCCAUUCCCGAUGCUAGCGCUCGACGCGCAGUGCCAGCAGCUCCACGACAGCAUGCGCGACAUGAUGUCGGUGCAAGGCCUGGUCAGAAAGCAACUGGUCGCCAAGACCAAGGGCCACGGCAGAGGCGGUAGGCUCCCGCAGAACGGCUGGCCCGUCUCCAGCUCCAGGGGCGAGCAGGUGAAGGUCGACUGAUCGAGCUGGCUGGCGGCGAAUCAUGCACAAGCGGCGGUUGGAAGCAACCGAAGUGUCUGUCUGGGGUUUCUGGUGUGCGGUCCCACUUCCAGGUAGAUGAUGCUGCUGUUGCAACGAACAGCAGCUUCCCAGGUCCACCGUGUGAGAGUUAGCACCAGAUGGUCCAUUGAUUUGGUGUGGCUGAGCAGGGUUCCUGGGUUGAGUGAGCUGAGUGAAGCAGUAGAAUAAAGUGGUGAGGAUGUAGUGUAGUGUAGCCCCGGCCUCACUUGAGUUGGUAGGUAAGUAAGGUGUACCAGCAGCAGCAGCAGCAGCAUCUAGUGCAUGUAGUAGAAAUGAAACUGGGUCCCCAGCUUUGUAUAUAGUCCUGGUGAGCUGUUUAUUUGUCUGUAAGAGUACAAUUAGAGCACUGAUCAUAUGAAUGCAUAGCAAUUGCUACUUUUGUGUGUA
This is a messenger RNA of Aegilops tauschii subsp. strangulata, 1833 nucleotides long. RefSeq names its product voltage-dependent chloride channel 1, chloroplastic. The record is from RefSeq and is a predicted model, not a curated record. Gene Ontology annotation, molecular function: voltage-gated chloride channel activity. NCBI's taxonomy places the organism in Eukaryota, Viridiplantae, Streptophyta, Magnoliopsida, Poales, Poaceae. Gene Ontology annotation, biological process: regulation of photosynthesis, light reaction.